Messenger RNA from Diorhabda carinulata, 1567 nucleotides. RefSeq names its product proclotting enzyme. The record is from RefSeq and is a predicted model, not a curated record. The transcript has 7 exons. Gene Ontology annotation, molecular function: serine-type endopeptidase activity. Bases 1 to 1491 code for a protein of 496 amino acids. NCBI's taxonomy places the organism in Eukaryota, Metazoa, Arthropoda, Insecta, Coleoptera, Chrysomelidae. Gene Ontology annotation, biological process: proteolysis.
AUGGUGAAUCAAGCUUAUGUAUCGGCAAUCGUACAAUUCGCUGAUAUACCUGAAGGUAAAAGAACUAAUCGACAAUUUUACUUUCGAGGACCUGCUAUACCAGUGUACAACCCGUUUGUGAUUCCACAGGUUUGGAGUUCUUUUAGCACAAAUUCGUUGAAUAUCGCCACUGCAGGACAGUGUCUCACUGCUAAAGGGGUUAUAGGCAAGUGCACUUCGUUUAGACAAUGUUAUCCAUAUUUUAAAAUAGCAGAAUUUGGUAAUUUUGAAAGCUGGGUACUUGGAAUGUACGAUACUUGUAGUUACUAUACAGCUCAAGGACGACAGAUGUUUGGCGUUUGUUGUACAAAUCCAAACCCAAGUAAACCAACAGACCCGACAUCAGCGGGUUCUACGACAGAUACACCACUCAUAGAACCAGAGGAUACAGUAAUAGAGACCUUACAAACGAACACUAGUGCAAUACCGUAUUAUCCCCAAAUAUUUAACUGGCCACCUCCUUUACCCACCCAUUCUCCUAAUAAUACUAUUCCCCCUCUUCCAACUCACCCUCCUUCACCAGGAUAUCCAACUAAAGCUCCAACAGCUUGGCCUCCGACAUCUCACAAACCAAUCACCUCUUAUCCUACUUUAAAUCCUAUUUUUACACCAAUUUCAUAUCCUACUUAUAAGCCCCCCACAUACAAACCCCCAACUACCAAGCCCACUGUUAAACCACCUGCAGCCCCUGCUCUUCCAACUGCUUCCUGUGGAGCUAAAAAUGGCUAUCAAGACCAGAAAAGAAUCGUAGGAGGUCACAAUACCGAAGUUAAUGAGUGGCCUUGGAUUGCAGCUUUGUUUAAUGGAGGCAGACAAUUUUGUGGAGGAUCUUUGAUUGAUAACAGUCACAUUUUGUCGGCUGCUCAUUGCGUUGCUCACAUGAGUUCUUGGGAUGUUGCUAGACUUACAGUAAGACUUGGGGAUCACAAUAUCAAAUCGAAUUCAGAAACACGUCACAUUGAAAAGAGGGUGAAAAGGGUUGUGAGACACAGAGGAUUUGAUGCGAGAACCUUGUACAACGAUAUUGCUAUUCUGACAUUAGAUAGUCCUGUAGAGUUUACCCAACAAAUUAGAUCGGUGUGCCUUCCCACAUCUACAAUAGAUCCUACAGGAAAAACUGGUACAGUAAUCGGAUGGGGUAGUUUAAGAGAAAGUGGACCUCAACCAGCAGUUUUGCAAGAAGUAAAUAUUCCUAUUUGGAAUAACCUUAACUGCAAGGUAAAAUAUGGCGCUGCCGCUCCUGGUGGAAUCGUAGAGCAUAUGUUAUGUGCAGGUGAAGCCAACAGGGAUUCUUGCAGUGGCGACAGUGGUGGUCCAUUGAUGAUAAAUGAUGGAAAAUGGUUACAAGUUGGUAUAGUUUCUUGGGGAAUAGGAUGUGGAAAGGGACAAUAUCCAGGAGUAUAUACAAGAGUAGAUAAGUUCAUCCCAUGGAUCCAGAAGAACUUAAAAUAGUGUCAAGUAAAGUGAAAUAACUAGUUGCAAACGAAAAAAUAGAUUUAAGUAAGAUAGUUUUUAGAAAAUAUCGAUU